UUUUAUUCCAUUUCGACUGAAUUGACAGCAAUGUGACACAAAAUAGGGAAGGGAGUGCGCAUGUAUCCUUCCGCGUUGAAAUGGCUUGAGCUAGCUAGCUUGUAUUUGGCGUACUUUGCUUUAGCACGCAGCUAACACAUCAUAGUCGCCAAUAAUUAUGAGCGUUAUGGAGUUGAAUAUUAAUUAAAAUUGGAGACGCGUUUUGUUAAUGAGUACGUGGGAUAGCUAGGCGUUAUGAAUUAGCCUGUGUUCCUUUUUUCGUGGCUACUUGGCUGCUAGCGUAUUGAGAUGACAACUGGGUAAAGUUCAACGAGGUAAAAAAAAAUUGUUCUAAAUUUAUGCUGAAUUAGGCUCAUAAUUGUCAAAAAAAAAAAAGAUAUUUAACAUUAAGGUGGGAAUUCAGCGUAAGUAAUUAUUCAUGGAUAUAGGUGGAGGAUAUGGUUGACAUGUAAGGCACGCUUUAUCAUAUAUGAUAAAAUUUGAAUUUAUGACUUAACGUCCUACAGUAAUCUGUGAUAUAGUGAACCCCUCCGACCCUAUAUGCCACUCAAUGAGUUUUUUAAUAUUGACUCAUUAUUAUUGUUUACUGUUGGCGAAUCGGUAUUUACCAGCUCUUAUAUAGGGAUCUUUUGUUGAUUUAGGGCGAUGAAUACAUUUGAUGUUGACUCUGUUGAAGCAGAACUAGGAAAGCCUAAACGUCAUAGACGUAAAGGACUAGAGACAAAGUGUGAAAAUGAAAGUUAAUAGACAAAGACUGUAAAGAUGGGAGACAUAACGUCAUGUGUUCUGUACGGUCUUUUAGAAUAUUCAAAAAUGGACUCAGUUCAGACAUAGCAACGACCAAACUUCAGAGACCUAAAGGUCUGUAAACACAAGGUGUGAUAGGAGGAGAGCUGCUUUUUGUUUAUUUGCUGUGUAUGGAGCCUUGAACAGGGAUAAGUAACCUCUUAAGACCUGUCAAUUUCCAUCCUUUUAUGUACAAAACAGGAGCAAAGACCUCCUAGAAGGAACGUGACACUUGGAAUUUUUACCAUGACAUGAACAAAGGAGCCACCUGGAACGUCUCCCUUGUUUUUCUUUUGUCCUUUUUGUUUUGUUUUGUUUUUUUUGUUGUCUCCUGCUGUUGCCACCAAUCACAUGGAGGACAGAUAAGACCGUCAGACACUCCUCGUCUCUUGUGUUAAUAUUUUUACUUAAGAAAAUCAAGAAUAAUCUUGCACUUUUAAUGUUUGUCCAGUACCUAACAGGCAGUAACUACACAUAUGUUUAUUUAAUGAUCAUACUCAUUUGAUCAGUAUUCUCAGUGAAGCUUUUUAUAAUUAUUUAAAGACUUAUUAUCAGUGUUGUGGCUGCUAAGUUGCCUCGGAAGUUUUGAUGUCAUUUUUGUUUUAAAUUAUGAGCUGACUUGCACACUGGAAAUUGCAUUUGACACUAUGAACUGGAAUUUUUUUUGUUGACACGUGGGAACAAAAACUUUUUUUAUUGCAAGUUCAAGAACUGAAAGAUAUUUUUUAGCCGUUCAGCACCGACUCGCUGCUUUUUCGACGUGUACAAGAUGCGCUCCCCAGAACCGUCCGCUUUCCCCCCGUCCGAAGCCCUUCUUCACGGCCAGUUCGCCAGCUGGGGCAACGGUGGUAACAACAGUAGCAGCGGCAACAACAACAGCUGCCCCAACAGCCCCGGCGGUCCGGGCGGGCUUUCCCCAGCCGGCUCCCCGACGCCGGCUCCGGCCUCUAACUACGCGCUGACCCUCACCCACGCACACGUCCACAUCCAGCGUCUGUCGCCACGUCCCGGCAAGGAGGCUCGACUGCUCCUGCCGCUGUCGGAGCUGGUGGGAUGCAGCUGUCCACGAGCCCCCGCGCCGCCUCUUAUAGUGCUAUACUGGUACCCGCCGGGGAAACGACGCAAAGGGGUGUCACGCCGCCGCCAGGUGAGGGCGUACCUAGCUGAAAGCAGACCUGAGGCAGAGAGGUGGUCGGCCGCUUUGCAGUGUUUACUUCGAGGGGUGCCGGUCACUGCUGAAACAGAAUUUUCCAGAAGUCUCCUACCUCGUCCCAGGCGACUACUACUGCUGGUCAAUCCCUUCAGCGGGAGAGGACAGGCAAUGCAGUGGUGUCAGACACAUAUCCUGCCCAUGAUCAGAGAGGCCAACAUUAGCUACAACCUGAUCCAGACAGAGCGUCAGAACCAUGCCCGAGAACUUAUAAGAGAGAUUUCCCUCCCAGAGUGGGAUGGUGUCAUCAUCAUUUCUGGAGAUGGCCUCCUGCACGAGGUGAUAAACGGCCUAAUGGAGCGUCCAGAUUGGGAGCAAGCAAUAAAAACGCCUGUUGGUAUUCUGCCCUGCGGCUCUGGCAAUGCACUGGCCGGGUCUAUCAACCACCACGCAGGGUAUGAUAUGUGCCUUCGGGAACCUCUCCUCUUGAACUGUUGCUUCCUGCUGUGUCGUGGUGGCGUGCGGCCUAUGGACCUGGUCUCCGUGACAACCAGCCCGCCCACCACCAAUAGCCGUGCAGCUUCGUUGAUGCCCAGGAGGCUAUUUUCAUUCCUGUCAGUCGCCUGGGGAUUCGUGUCGGAUGUAGACAUCGAAAGUGAGAGGUAUCGUGGCCUGGGCUCAGCACGCUUCACUCUAGGCACCUUGGUCCGCAUCGCUUCACUCCGCUCCUACAAGGGUCGUCUGUCAUACCUCCCCCCGUCUAUCGUGGCGUCCUCUCCUGACGCCACGCCUCCCCCGCCAAGGAGACCCCUCUCCCGCAGUAUCACCGAAGGCCUAGAGGGCUUCUGCAAGCCCCCCAUCCAUCGAACUUCCUCCGACAUGGGCAUCAGCGAACAACGGAGUCUACGUCGGGGCGAGGGUGAGCGGGAGAAGGAGGAAAGGCAGCGAGAACGAGAGAGAAGACGGGAGCGAGCGCGAGGGGGAGGAACCCGCGUAGUCAGGGCCAGCAGUUUGAUGGAGGACAGGGAGAAAGAGAAGGAAGGAGAGGUUGAAAUGGAGGAACAGCGUCUGAAAGGAGGACGAGGCGACUGCAACACGAACGAUUGCGGAUUAACGCAGAUACAAGACGAGCAGGAGGACGAAGGACGAACAGAGGAAGACUCCAGUGAGAUGGACGAGGAGGAGGAGCUUCAAGCAGGCGAUGGGGUCAAAGGUGAAGGGGCGGUGCGAGCGCAAGAACUCGGCGAGGGCUUGGAUUCAGACGAAGGUUGCUUCACCUGCCAAGAUGGACUCCAGCAAUCCAGACAAACCCUCAGGAAGAACUCGGCACCUUCAAGCCAGAUCGUUAACACUCUCUUCGGGCAAACCGACUCCAAUUCCGGCCCGUCAUACGCGAUGGAGGACUUGGAUUUAAACGGAAGCUACUACCAGAAAGAGGUGUACCCGCUUGAAGUCUCCCGUGAGCGAGCCCUCACCAUCUCGUCCUCCCCGUUUCGCCACUCUCCUUUCUCCUUCAAGUCUCGGAAUGUGGACCAAAACCAAAACUCCACUCGUCCGAGACCCCUCUCUCUUCUUCAGCACUCGCACUCCAACUCCUUGCCUCCUAAACUUCCGUCCCUGUCACUUUCUCUGUCCCCCACACCUCCGUCCUCGCCUUCCUGCACCUCCCCGCACUCCUCGUCCUACCUGGCCCCGCGUCCCAACACGCCCGGUUCGGCCUCGCCGUCCCCCCUCGCACGCAUGCCGUCUUUCAACUUUGACAUCGCCGAGCCAGCCGGACCCCUUAAGAACCGUCCCUAUUUGCUGCCUUUAAACAUCCCGAAAGAUGACCUCUUGCCCCCGCUAGAUCAACCCCUUCCCACGCGAGACUGGGUGACCAUCGAGGGCGACUUCGUACUGGUUCUGGCGCUUUAUCAGAGCCACCUGGGAGCCGACCUUUUUGCCGCGCCACAGGCUAAGUUCGACGACGGGCUAAUCCACCUGACCUUCGUGAGGGCGGGUAUAUCUCGAGCCACGUUACUGCGACUGUUCUUCGCCAUGGAGAGAGGAACGCACCACUCGGUCAGCUCGCCGUUUGUCAGCCACGUUUCCUGUCGCGCCUUCAGGCUGCAGCCUCUGUCCACACGCGGAACCCUCACGGUGGAUGGAGAGCUGGUGCCGUGUGGACCUUUACAAGCACAGGUGCAUCCCUCCAUGGCGCGCCUCAUUGUCGGUGACUCCGGAGUGCAAGUCACCAGGUUCUAAUCAGGGAUUGGUUGAAGCUGAUCAAAAGCACUCGGUCUGAAUCACUCACUUCUGUUGCCGCGUCUGCUCCGAGAUGAAACCUGGAUUGCACAUAUCGCUUGAGGAAAAAGGAAUAACCUACCCGAGCCAUGUGUCGUCCGUAAGGGAAUAAUUAAUGGUGACGUUGUUUAUUUUUUAAAAGGAAAGGGAUGAAAACUGCAGAGCGUUGCACAGCUGCGGGAUGAUGCUAAGCUAACCCGCAGACGCAUGAAAACUGCACAGCCUGGAAUAACGAGGGAAUUACAAUCGAAUGAGGAGCGCAGAUAGUGCAUGCGUCGGUGUAUGUAUACACGAUAGUAUGCAUGCGCGUAAGCACUACCAGUAUUCUGGUUUACAAGGAGAUGAAGAAUUUAAUUUUGUCACCAAACUACUAGAACAGGGGUGUCCCAAAAUUUCGGCACAAUUGCAACCCGCUGCCCAGUUUUUAAUUUUGUUUUUAAUUAAAUAUUGAAAAUGGUCCACACUAUAAGCUCAAUUCAGCCAACGUUCUUUUGCAAUUCUCAGAUUUAACACGAAGAUGGUGGUAGUUACUUAAACAGUGCCUCCAUUUACUCAUGAGUCAAAACCUGACAUGUUGAAAUCAAUGUAGGAAACUAGAAUUUUUUCUUUUCUUUUUACAUAAUUUUUAUAAAAAUCCAAUGUGAUAAAUUGCGCCAUCUUGGUUGUAAUUUUCACUUUGUUCUGUUUUUUUUCAGUACUGUAAAUAUAUUUACACAAUAUAUAUAUAUAUUCACAAUAUAUACAACCUUAUAUACAACCUUAUGUAGCUUUUAGUUAAUCCGUAACUCAUUCUCUGCUAUUAACAGUUAUAGACAUCAAAAUUGGAACGGACGGCUAUCGCUACCAAUGGCAGCUAAUGAGUUGUAUUUAUUUGUUACAAUAUUAUUACUAUGUCAUAACAUUAGGGGCUGGCAGCGAUCGUUGGACGAGUCAAAAUGGAUUGGACGUUUAUUGUCAAUAUAGGCCAAUGAGUUAAGAACAUAAUCCAUUACAUUGUAAUUACAUAGUAAUAACAUUGUAACAAAUGAGUAUCUCAUUGGCGCUCAAUGACGGCGAUUGUCGUCCAAUCCAAUUUGACUGGUAGGACUGGCAGCGAUCCAUACCUCCAUUACAAUGUAAUGGAAAAUGUUCUUAACUCGUUGGCUACGAUUAAUGAUCGAUGUCCAAUCCAUUUUGACUAGUCCAACGAUCGCUGCCAGCCCCCCAGGCAAAUUGAAAUAGACGUGUACCGCCGUCAAUGGUAACCAAUGAGUUAAGAACACAUUGCAUUACAUUGUAAUGACAUAGUAAUAACAUUGUAACAAAUGUAUAUAACUCAGUGGAGCUCAUUGAUGGCGAUAGUCGUCCGAUUCAAUUUGACUGGUAGGACUGGCAGCAAUCCAGACCUCCAGUCAAAUUGGAUCGGACAGUCAAUGGCAGCUAAUUAGUUACAUACAUUUAUUACAUGUAUUUAUUACAAUGUUAAUACUAUGUCAAUACAAUGUAGUGUAAUACUUUAACUCAUUGGUUACCAUUGAUGGUGAUAGACAUCUAUUCCAAUUUGACUGGGAGGGCUGGCACCGAUCGUUGGAUCAAUCAAAAUGGAUUGGACGUCUAUCGUCAAUGAUAGCCAAUGAGUUAAGAAAAUGUAAGAAAUGUAUAUAGCUCAAUAGCUCAUAUUGACGGUGAUAGUCGUCCAAUCCAAUUUGACUAGUAGGACUGGCAGCGAUCAUUGGACCAAUCAGAAUGGAUUGGACAUCUAUCGUCAAUGGUAGCCAAUGAUUUAAGAGCAUUUUCCAUUACAUCGUAAUGGAGGUCUGGAUUGCUGCCAUCCUACCAGUCAAAUAGGAUUGGACAUCUAUUGUCGUCAAUGAGAACCAAUGAGUUUAUACUUUGGGUUUCCCAAUCUUUUUUUUUUUUUUUUUUUUUAACUGAUUCCAAUCCUCUGUUUAAGAAAAGAAAAUGGAAGGAUUUCAAGUUGGCCUUUGCAUCCUUUGAUUUUUUUGUAAAGCGGUUCUCGGAGACCAAAAGUUUGGACACCCCUGAACUAGAACAUUUCAAGCUUCAGUUUACAAAGUUCAUUAUACUUACACUACGCAAUUAAUUACAGGCAAAAACACUUCUAGUCUAGGAAAUAAGUUUAAACAACACAACUUUUAAGAGUGAUCAUAGGAACUGCGUCAUGUUUUGGGCAUGUGUGCACAUUUGAUUUAAAACCUGUUAACACUUGAAAUGAGCAAGAAGAACUACAAAUUGACACACUAUCAUCUGGUUUGAUGUAUACAAUGCAGUGGCAGUAGUGCUGGGCGAUAUUGCCUAAAUUGAUUUUGCAGUGUGUGUUUUUUCGUUUGUUAUUUGAUGACUUGCUGUUUAGUCAAUGAGGCCAUUAUGAACAAGGAUUCAUGUUAAAUUAUUACAGAUAUCCAUUAAAAUUAGGAAAUAUAUUUCCUGGAGAAAUUGCUUUGGAAUGCUUUGCUUUUCCAUGGGCCAGUUCCUCUAGCUUUUCGGUCACUUCCUGUUAAUUUUGGGGCAUUUUCUGGUCACUUCUUUGAUGACUUCUUGACUGCUAUUGACGGCGGUAGACGUCCAAUCCAUGAAUUGACAUCUAGCGCUGUCAAUGGCAGCCGAUGAAUUAAAUGAGUCCCAUGUAAAAGAAAAAAGUCAUAAUUCACAUACUAAAUACUUUCAUAAGGUCAUUAAAACUAGGUGUUGUCCGUCAACUUUUACGCACCACACUGUAUGAUCACUACUGAGAAAGUGGCGAGUAUGCACCGAGAACAUAUUGUUACUUUGUAAUUUUAAAAAAUUAUAAUUUUUGGGGGUUCACAGUGGAGCACUACGACACAUUGAGGAUUAUUAAGAUAUCCGCGAAAUCGCCCAGCACUAUGUGGUACCUUACUUCCGAGCAGUGUUGUUUUCAUCUACAAUGCCGAUAACGAAAGUAUUUCAACGACGAACGAUUUGUUUACGUGACGAUGACGAGCUAAAAAAUGUGGGAUGGGAGACAAUAACAUAACGAGACGAAUGCCAGUUUUCAUCUGACAAGAUGACGACGAGACGAAAAUGCGACAUAUUUCUGUCAUAUGUUCACAAAGUGUGACAUUUUCAUAUUGUACGUCAGAUUGCAUCGUAGCAGUGUUGUGGGUCGUGUCACUUAUGUGAUGUGCUGCGCCACUCCCUCACUGUCCUCCCCGGAAUUUGGGGUGUGUUUCAAGCUAGGCUGCGUUUAAUCUUGCUUGUUUGGAGACCCAUGGUAAUAUUUGUUUUCUUAUCAUGGCAAAAGAGAAUGUGCAAUGUUGUUUUAGCCUUUAAAGAUCUGUGCUGAGUGAUCAUCACAUUAAAUCAGUGAUUCUUAACCUGGGUUCGAUCAAACCCCAGGGUUUCGAUGAAGUAAGUCUAAGGGGUUCAGCAAAGGUAAAGCAAUGCAAAGCCCUAUUUUUGUACGCUGAUUAAAUCAAGGCAAAUGGCUUUUUAGACCAGGUGUUGGACUAUUUUGCCCCCAAUUUACAUUUCUUUCAAAAUGAGUAUAAUUUUGAACAGGAAUUUGCUAAAUUAUUAGCUUGCUAGCUUAAAUAUAUUGGUUUUGAAUUUUUGAACUUUAUUAUGUACCGUCAUUUUCAAACUAUAAGCUGCUACUUUUUUCCUUCAUUUUGAAUCCUGCGGCUUUUAAUCCAAUGCGGCUUAUUUGUUGUUUUAUUUGGGUUAAUAGGUAACACUUUGACAGCGGCGUCAUAAGACUGUCAUAAGACCGUCAUGUAUAUGACAUGACCAUAUCAUGGGCAUUAUUGAAUGCUUAUGACAGAUGUCAAUAAGUGUCAUCCGGCAAAUUAUGUCACCAGCUUAGAUCUUCUACAUCCAUUCAAAAGUGAGAUCAUUUGCUGGAUAAUAGGGUUGUUCCGAUCAUGUUUUUUGCUUCCGAUCCGAUCCCGAUCGUUUUAGUUUGAGUAUCUGCCGAUCCCGAUAUUUCCCGAUCCGAUUGCUUUUUUUUUUUGUUCCCGAUUCAAUUCCAAUAAUUCCUGAUAAUUUUUCCCGAUCAUAUACAUUUUGGCAAUGCAUUAAGAAAAAAAUGAAUAAAACUCGGGCGAAUAUAUACAUUCAACAUACAUUACAUAAGUACUGUAUUUGUUUAUUAUGACAAUAAAUCCUCAAGAUGGCAUUUACAUUAUUAACAUUCUUUCUGUGAGAGGGAUCCACGGAUAGAACGACUUGUGACUUUGUAUAUUGUGACUAAAUAUUGCCAUCUAGUGUAUUUGUUGAGCUUUGAGUAAAUGAUACUGCAGCCAUUCAACCCAAAUGCAUAAUGGGAAGUGGAACCAUGACUGUGCAUAGUGCUACCAAUUAGGCCUGUCGCGAUAACAAAUUUUAGUGUGUGAUAAUUAUUCUCGUAAAUUAUUGCGAUAUUAUUGCGCCCCCCCCCCAAUAUUUUUUUUAACCAAUUUACAAUAACACAGUGAGAAUACAGUAUAUAUUAAUAGAUUAAGUACACCAAUUUAAAUGCGAUAAAUAUUUACUCUCAAAUUCAAAAAUACUCUUAAAGAAAUCACAACUAAAACAAUAGACCAUCCCUCUUAAGUAAAAAUCAACAAUAUUGAUACCGCACAGAAACACAGAAUAAAUAAAAUGAGUUUAAAAAAAAAAAAAAAUUGCACUUAAUAACUUAAGCAUUUAGGCAAAUGAAAACUUUUCCCGUCAUAGCUUCUGCAAUGGUGUUCCAUAGGGAUGCAACGAUACAGUUAAGUCAAGGUUCGGUAUGAUUUUUGAUACGGGGGACACGAUUUUGGAUCCGAUUCAAUACAUUUAAUGCUCUGUAAAAAAAUAACAAUUAUAUUUUUUGUUUCGUUUUUUUUGUUUUUGUUUAUAUAUAUAUAUAUAUAUAUAUUUUUUUUUUUUUUUUGCUAACGAGCAAAAAUUAAAUUGCCAUCAUAUAAACAUGCAUUUUAGUGCAUAAUAUUACUGUGCUUACUUCUUACUGAUAUGAAAAAAAUUUAUAUAAAAGUGCUGAGAACAAUCUUUACUGUUUGUAAAGUGAGGCAGGGCACACUGUUGAUUGCUGCAGCUCUCUUAGCAGCUAGGUUUACUACAUGAGCAAGACAUCCUAUUUGUGGUCCGAAUCCAUCUAUGUCACGUACUGAAUUAACAAUAUUUGCAUCAUUAUCUAUAGUCAAUGGUAUGGAUUGAUUUGGCCUUCUUAACUUCCAUUCAGUCAUGACAGUUUAGAAUUCAUCGAUGUAGUAUAUGGACUACGUGUUCCAUAAUCACUCUGGGCUCACGUAGCCAAUGGCAUGGGACGUAGCACAUCUAGUUUGCCAUUUCAUGAUAUCUAGUGUGGGCGCAUUGAAAAAGUUAGCAAGCGCCGCUGAAGUCACCUCUGCUCAUUACUACACAAAACCAGCAUUUGACAAUCGACUUUCAUAAACAGGACGCGUUUGAAGCACAGCGCUCUUAAUUUCAUUCAGCUGUUCGUUGUCAAAGCGAUGUUGUUCGUCGCAGCCAAGCCGGUAACAAUGUUUUGGCGGACUUUGUUGUAAAUAUCCGGCGUUGUGCUGAAAAAUAGCCACCCCGCGUGAAAUGUCACUCCUGACGGGAGCGGCCACACGUCAACAACAAGUCACUCCGGAGCACUGACGUGGCCGGUAUACGUUGAACAACAGGAUAUAAUGGGAACGAUUGGCUCCGGCGCUAGUUUUUGCCGGACCUGGAACGAAGAUGCAUUUUGCGUAGUUGGUAACGAGGAAUCCGAACUUUUAACAGCACGUCUGCCGCACGCGCGCACACACGUGCACGCGAGGCGAUAAAUCGCAGCGGAAAAAUUACCGCCUUCUUUUUUAUAUAUCGCGCGAUAAAUGGAAUUAUUGCAUAUUGCGACAGGCUUACUACCAAUUGACAUAUCUUCUCUGCGUUGGGAAAUAACAUGAGAUGUUAAAAAAAAGAUCAAUUGCUACCUUGCUUCCCCACAUUGCUUCCCAUGAUAUUUCUAAUCGUAGGGAGAGGGAUUGUAAGGCUUUAGCCUAUUAAAAAAAGGCUCCAAAGGCUGCCAAAAUUCACUCUACUCAUUUUACGCUGCCUUUUAUCUCUCUAAAUGGGUAAAACGGCGCCAUUACAGAUUGAGCGCGACAAUGCGUGAGUGGGUCGUGCUACGCACGCAUUAAUUGCGUUAAAUAUUUAACGUGAUACAUUUUUUAAAAAUUAAUUACCGCUGUCAUCGGGAUAAAUUUGAUAACCCUACCUUAAGCCUAAACUAAAGACUCUGGAUGAGUGUAACAUAUUAUGUCUGUAAUGUUAAAUACAAUUAGAAAACGAUUUAAUUAAAAAAAAUAUAUAUAUGUAUAUUUUUAAAAAAAGGCAUGGCCGAUAUUUUUUUGCCGAUUCCGAUACUUUGAAAAUGACGUGAUCAGACACCUCUACUGGAUAACACUAAACGACAUCUGUUAAAAGCAUUCAUUAAUACUCAUGACAGUGUCUUGUCCUUAUUAUGAUUGUCUAAUGACAGUCUGAUAGCACUAUUUUCAAAUAAAGUGUUACCAAGUACCAUAACUAGCAAUUAAUGAAACAACUGUAACAGUAACUGGAGAAAUAUUUAGCACAGAACAUUAAUUUUGAUUGUUAUUUACAUAUUUAACGCUGCAAUGCAAGCUAGGAGGCAUGUUGGACAACAACAGUGUUGACAGCAGGUGACAGCAGAGGUUGACUAUCUCCUCCAAGGGAGCAGUGAUGGCCAAAUGAAGCUUCUUGAAGCAAUGAAGCUUUGCAGCUAAUUGGUUCAAAGCUUCAUGGUGGUUCAUUUGAUCUUAUGACAGGUGUAUGAUGCCGCUGUCAAAUCAAGUGUUACCAGUUAAUAUCUUUUGGUGUAAAUAUCCCAUAAAACAGUGAGGACAGCUGCGGCUUAUCUAUGAACAAAUACCGUUUUCGUACCAAAUUUGGUGGGUGGCGGCUUAUAUUUAGGUACGCCUUACGGUGAACAAUUAUGGUAAUUCCGAAGUGUUCGGCGAAUCCACCUGUGAAACUUUUGGGGUUCGGUACCUUUAGCAAGGUUAAGAACCACUGCACUAAAUGUAACUUGUCGCAUUAACUUAGCAUUCGCGGUAGCAUUAGCAUCAAUGUUAGGGUGGCGGGCAUCCUCGGACAAUUUUUUUUCACAUACAGUUUGGGGCUUCUAGGUUGGUUUAAUUAAAAAUAAUGUACUGCUUUUCCUGCUGAGUGUGUAUUGUCAUCACGGAAUUGUCCUUGGAGAUGCUACAAUAUGUGCUCGUCUGUCUAUGUUCAUUCGAAAUUGUUGGAAAGAUUUACUUUUGGACUAAAACUUUUAUUUUACAGACAAACAUUUUGAGUAACUGUCGUCUAAAACUAGAUGACUACGAACAAAUACUGGAAUGACUAAAAUAUGACUAAAGACUAAUAAGGAUUUUUGUCCAAAAGACUAAGACAAAAAAAGGCUCCCAAAAAUAACACUGCUUGCGUGUCCAGUUUUUUUUUGUUUUGUUUUGCCACCCAUAACUUUAAGUCACUCGUUUCCCAAAAAUGGAAAUUUUCAUUCAUCCAUUCCAGGCUCCUCCGCACCGGUGUUAUUUCAACAAAACAGCAACACUAAAAAAGGAAAGAAAAAAAUCAUCCACUUUAGGGCUAAAAUCGCAACACUAGAAUGCACACAUGGAUAUUUUUAAAGUGCAGCAAUGAGAAUGAGAAUCCUCUUUAUUGGCUAAGCAUGUUGGAAACAAAAGGGAAUUAAUUUCUCAGUUUCAACUUGUUGAAAGAACUUUAUAAAGGCGUAGGACAGGGCAAGGAGAACUGACAUGUCGCCAAAAGGCACUGUUUUUCUUUAAAAAAAAAAAAAAAAAACACUAGUAAAAGUACCUUAGAGGAAUGCUACAAUAAAUUAUUAAUGGAAACGAUGACAUUUGUCAAUUGUUUUAGCGGGGAAAACGAAUGUAGAACAAAACUAAACCAUUUUGUCAGAUUUGGACUGAAUUUGAGUGUUGAUAACUGACAAAAGAGGAACUCAAUUAUGUUUUGCCUUUAAUGAACUCACAGAUAUUUUCAAGUGGAAAUGCAACUACAAAAAAAAUAUGGUGAAAGAUGAUCUUGUGAAAAUGUGAUUAUGAGACCUGCUGAUGAACUGGUUAAAUCAAUAGCAUGUGCACUGUAUCAAUCAGUCAAGAUAAUGCGUCAACUGCUUGGGUCCUUGUCAGCACAGUGCAUGUCCUGGUCAUGCCUGGAGAUAUCAAUGCCUUUGUAUGAUAAUCUUGUUGAGAAUCUUGUUCAAACAUGACUGCGUCGAGUGGAAAACUACUCAAAACUGCUCACCAGGCUGCUAUUUUGCUUGUAUGUUUCUUUUUUUUUUUUUUUUUUU
Molecule: messenger RNA, 12545 nt
Organism: Corythoichthys intestinalis (scribbled pipefish)
Lineage: Eukaryota; Metazoa; Chordata; Actinopteri; Syngnathiformes; Syngnathidae
Gene: sphk2
Product: sphingosine kinase 2
Exons: 8
Coding region: 1556-4180 (874 amino acids)
Biological process (GO): phosphorylation; sphinganine-1-phosphate biosynthetic process; positive regulation of apoptotic process
Cellular component (GO): intracellular membrane-bounded organelle; membrane; cytoplasm
Source: RefSeq, a predicted model, not a curated record